AGGUGGAACUUCCGGCGGCCCGUGCGCAGACUCAGCUCCCCUUCGAAGCCAGCCCCCAGCAUGUCCGAGCUCGCGGCCCGGGGCCGCCUGUGGCUGCAGAGCCCCGUCGGGGGGCCACCCCCCAUUUUCCUGCCGGCCGGUGGUCAGGUCCUGCUCCUCGGUCGGGGACCCCUGACCCAGGUGACGGACCGGAAGUGCUCCCGAAACCAAGGUGCAAACCCUGAGUCCACCCCCUUCCCCUCAGUGGAGCUGGUUGCAGACCCUGAGACCCGGACCGUGGCGGUGAAACAGGGGUGGAGCCAGCCCUCGCCCCUCCCUCUUUCUCUGCAGCUGGGCGUUAACCCUUCGACCGCUGGGGCCCAGGAGUUGAAGCAAGGGUUGGAGGGCUCUCUAAGGGUGGGGGACACCCUGUAUCUGGUCAAUGGCCUCCACCCGCUGACCCUUCGCUGGGAAGAGACUAGCACGCCAGGAUGCCAGUCAGAUACUCCACCCGGUACCCCUCCGGUGACCCCAGAGGAGGAAGAUGCUGAGCCUCAGAAAAAGCGAGUGCGGAAGUCACCCUCAGGCUGGGAGAAUUUGGAGAAGUUGCUCGUGUUCACAGCACCUGGAGUGAAGGCCCAGAGCAAGGUGGCUGCCUUUGAUCUGGAUGGGACCCUCAUCACCACACGCUCUGGGAAGGUCUUCCCCACCAGCCCCAGUGACUGGAGGAUUUUGUACCCAGAGAUUCCAAAGAAGCUCCAGGACCUGUAUGCAGAGGGCUGCAAGCUGGUGAUCCUCACCAACCAGAUGGGCAUUGGGCGAGGGAAGCUGCCAGCAGUGGAAUUCAAGGCCAAGGUGGAGGCUGUGCUGGAGAAGCUGGGGGUCCCCUUCCAGGUGCUGGUGGCCACCCAUGCUGGCCUGAACCGAAAACCAGUGAGCGGCAUGUGGGACUAUCUGCAAGAGCAGGCCAACGAGGGCCUACCCAUCUCCAUUGGGGACAGCAUCUUCGUGGGAGAUGCAGCAGGACGCCCAGCCAACUGGGCCCCAGGAAGGAAGAAGAAAGAUUUCUCCUGCGCAGACCGCCUGUUUGCCCUGAACCUCGGCCUGCCCUUCGCCACUCCAGAAGAAUUCUUCCUUAAGUGGCCGGCAGCCAGCUUCGAACUCCCAGUCUUCGACCCAAGGACCAUCUCGCAAGCUGGGCCCCUCUGCCUCCCGGAAUCCAGCUCCCUCCUCAGCUCCAACCCCGAGGUGGUGGUCGCCGUGGGAUUCCCUGGGGCCGGCAAGUCCACCUUCCUCCAGGAUCACCUGGUGUCAGCCGGAUACGUCCACAUCAACAGGGACACCUUGGGCUCCUGGCAGCGCUGUGUGAGCUCUUGCGAGGCUGCGCUGAAACAGGGGAAGCGGGUUGCCAUUGACAACACCAACCCCGACGUCCCCAGCAGGGCCAGCCUGGCCUCUGCCGGCAGGUACAUCCAGUGCGCCCUAGCCGCUGGCGUACCCUGUCGCUGCUUCCUUUUCUGCGCCACGCUGGAGCAGGCACGCCAUAACAUCCGGUUCCGAGAGAUGACUGACUCCUCGCACGCGCCAGUGCCGGACAUGGUCAUGUUCAGCUACAGGAAGCAGUUUGAGCCACCUACACAGGCCGAAGGCUUCACCGAGAUCCUGCAGAUCCCGUUCCGGCCUCGGGUGCAGCCGGCGCUUCAGCGGCUGUACUGCCAGUUUUCAGAGGGCUGAGCCCGCCAAUAAACCUGCUGCUCCCAG
Nannospalax galili (Upper Galilee mountains blind mole rat) is the source of this 1740-nucleotide messenger RNA. It is a transcript of the gene Pnkp, whose product is annotated as polynucleotide kinase 3'-phosphatase. Gene Ontology annotation, molecular function: double-stranded DNA binding; protein binding; polynucleotide 3'-phosphatase activity. Gene Ontology annotation, cellular component: nucleus. NCBI's taxonomy places the organism in Eukaryota, Metazoa, Chordata, Mammalia, Rodentia, Spalacidae. Gene Ontology annotation, biological process: DNA repair. The transcript is spliced from 16 exons. The record is from RefSeq and is a predicted model, not a curated record. The coding region runs from base 61 to 1713 and encodes 550 amino acids.